GCUUAGGAAAUCCUGUUCCACUUUUUCUUCUUCUUCUUCUUCUUCUUCUUUUGUUUGGAACGUCGAUGUUUUAGGUUAGGAAUAGGAGAAGGAAAGGGAAGGAGACGAGAAUAAGAGCUUUUGCAGUGAGUGAGGGCUUCUGUUUCUACCAUUGCUUGUUUUUUUGGAAGAUUAGGAGAGCUUCGUCAAGGAGAGAUGUCGCAGGACCUGAUCCAUAGCCAGCCGGUGCAGUUCUCCAUUGAGGGCAUCUCGAGUCCUAUCGAGGACCGGAUCCUGGAGUUCUGCGACGACGACGACCUCUUCCCUCCCGACAGCCAACCCCUCCUCUACUCCUCCGACGACGUCCCUGCCUCCUCCUCCUCCUCCGCCGGCCCCACCGCCUUCUCCCCUUUCCCCUCCAUCGACGCUGCCGAGCUUUCCGCCUUCCUCGACGACCCGCAGCCUCCCGACCCCGAUCCCGACGUCCUCCACGCCGUCAAUUAUCCGUCCUCGUCCGACCUCUCCUCGAUGUUCCCAGCCCCGCCGCAGUACGCCGGCGGGGACCACCAGCAGGUGGUGGACCCCUUCGACCCGAUCGGGUUAACGGAUCCGAUCCCGGGUGGCGGAUACCCAGCCUACUCGCCGGAGUCCAUGGUGCCGAUCCAGAUACAGCAGCAGCAGGCGGCGACGUUCGUGGGGUUGGAGUCGGCGGUGCAGUCGCCGUCUUGCGCGUUUCUGGAAGGGGGCGGGAUCGGGGCGUUGUACCACCAUACGGGGAUGGGAGGAGAAAGGCAGCCGGGGUUCUUUAGCGCGGGAAUGAUGAUGGUGGGGUCGGCGCCGGAGGUGGUGGGGUACCAGCCGAUGGCGGAGGGCCCCGGAAAUGUCGGGAUCUACGGGCCGAAUUCCAUGCAGCGGGUCUACAGCUCCGGCGACAUGCAGCAGGUACUGAUUCAGAAAGAAUACUGCCAUUUUCUUUCUUUUCUUAACUUACUAUUACUUACGAAUAAUAAGUAGCGAAUUUGUCAAUUA
Molecule: messenger RNA, 1008 nt
Organism: Phoenix dactylifera (date palm)
Lineage: Eukaryota; Viridiplantae; Streptophyta; Magnoliopsida; Arecales; Arecaceae
Source: RefSeq, a predicted model, not a curated record